CCAAACGGCACACAUCAAACCGCCAUUCUCUCGCUCUCUCGAUCUCCGGUUCACUCCUUGGUCGCUUCGUCGGCAUCGGGCGACGAGAAGCUUCAAUUGGACCUGCGAAUUGGCCGUCGUCGACGACCGACCUCGCUGUAAAGCGCGCGUUCGGACAGGGCCAUCGAAACCCUAGGGGCCGGUCUCCGCUUCAAUUACUGAGCGCCGGCGGCGGCGGAGGAGGCGGAGGGGAGGGCGAUGGCUGCGGAGCUGGGGCAGCAGACGGUGGAGUUCUCCGCGCUGGUCCGGCGGGCUGCGGAGGACUCUUACCUCGCCCUCAAGGAGCUGGUGGAGCGGUCCCGGACGCCGGAGGACCUGCGAUCCGACUCCGAGAAGAAGAUUGAUCUCCUCAAGUUCAUCGUGAAGACCCGGCAGCGGAUGCUCCGCCUUCAUGUGCUUGCCAAGUGGUGCCAACAGGUGCCAUUAAUUCAAUAUUGCCAACAACUUGCAGCAACUCUUUCGAGCCAUGAAACUUGCUUCACCCAAACGGCAGAUUCAUUGUUUUUCAUGCAUGAGGGUCUGCAGCAUGCACGUGCUCCUAUUUUUGAUGUUCCAUCUGCUACUGAAGUCCUCCUCACAGGAAGUUAUCAACGGCUGCCAAAAUGCAUAGAUGAUUUGGGUAUUCAGAGUUCACUAUCUGAGGACGAGCAAAAGCCUACUUUAAAGAAGUUGGAUACAAUCCUCCGAUCCAAACUUUUAGAGGUUGUACUUCCUAAAGAAAUAACUGAAGUAACUGUUUCUAAUGGUACUGCUGUUCUUCGUGUGGAUGGGGAAUUUAAGGUUUUCCUUACCUUGGGUUAUCGUGGGCAUUUGUCAUUGUGGAGGAUCCUACACUUGGAGUUGCUUGUUGGGGAGAAGAAUGGAAAUAUUCGACUUGAAGAAACACGGAGAUAUGCUCUUGGGGAUGAUCUUGAGCGCAGAAUGGCUGCAGCUGAAAAUCCUUUAUCAAUUUUGUACACGGUUCUCCAUGAAUUAUGUGUUGCCCUUGUUAUGGACACUGUACUAAGACAAGUUCAGGUACUACGACAAGGUAGGUGGAAGGAUGCAAUACGCUUUGAGCUUGUUUCUGAUGGCAGUGCAGGACAAGUAGGGAAUACUAGUGCUUUGCAACUAACUCAAGAGGGUGAACUUGAUACAACUGGUCUAAAAACUCCUGGUUUAAAGAUCAUUUAUUGGUUAGACGCUGACAAGAAUGCUGGGGGAUCUGAUUUCAGCUCAUGUCCAUUCCUUAAAGUGGAACCAGGGCAAGAUACACAGAUUAAGUGUGUACAUAGUUCUUUUGUAUUAGAUCCACUUACUGGCAAGGAAGCUACCUUUGCACUUGAUCAAAAUUGCAUUGAUGUUGAGAGACUCCUAUUAAGAGCUAUUGCAUGCAAUAGAUACACUCGUCUACUUGAGAUCCAGAGGGAAUUGAGUAAAAGUGUUAACAUUUGUCGAGAAUCAGGCGAUGUUGUACUUGGGUGUGAUGGAGGUGUAGUGGCGGAUUUGAGAAAGAUGGAUGAAGAUUCUAGUAACCAAGAUUAUUUUGGGGAUGAAAUACUGAAAGUGCGGGCUUGUGGGAUGUCAUUUAUUACCCUUGGAAUAAAUAUCAGGAAUGGCAGAUUCCUUCUUCAGUCUUCCAAAAAUAUCCUUUCACCAUCCACCCUAGUUGAUUAUGAGGAGGCUUUAAACCAAGGAAGCCUUAGUAUAAUGGAUGUGUUUACAAGCUUAAAAAGCAAGAGUAUUCUCAAUUUAUUUGCAUCAACUGGGAGAUUUUUGGGCCUCGAGGUUUAUGAUCAGUCUUUGACUACUCUGAAGAUCCCCAAGUCCAUAUUGAAUGGGUCAGAUAUACUUAUAAUGGGUUUUCCUCAGUGUGCAAACUCUUACUAUUUGCUGAUGCAGGUUGACAAGGAUUUUAAACCAGUGUUCAGUUUACUAGAACUGCGAUCUGAUCAAGAUGGAAAAUCUAGUUCAUUCACUGAUGCCAUUCAAGUUAUACGUUUUAAUAGAAUUGAUAUUGGUCAGAUGAAGAUAGUUGAUGAUGAAUUGAAUAUGAGCCUUUUUGACUGGGAGAAGCUGUGUUCUUUGCCAAAAUUGGGCACUUUUAUUCAGGUUGUAGAACAUGAUUUUGGGGUAGAUUCUGCUCUUCAGUUUCCUGGAUUUUCGCAAUCAAGUUUUUCAUCUGUUGUUGAUGAAGUGUUCAAGUUCGAAAAGGGUCAAUUGCCCAAGACAAAUCAACUCACCUCGUCUUAUAAGAUGCCUCCUUUGUCUUAUUUAGGAUCUCCUUCAAGUAGCAAUCAAGGAAUAAAUACUGGAGUUACGUCAACUAAUUUGGAAGGGGAAUUACAACAAUCUCAAGUUCAUAAAGUUGGGAAGGCUUCGUCUAGUUUUACAAGUUCAUCGAAUUCAUUGCAUGUGACAAGCAACUUAAAAGGUAUAAUUCAGAAUGGUGCUACUGGUUCGCUCUCCUCUUCAAGCCCUGUGAGGAUCUCAUCCGUUCAUAAAUUGUCAACCUUGAGAUCUGAUCAAGACAGAAGCUCUCUUAGGUACCCGUAUUCGGCUGAUGUUGGUCAAUACCCUCCUGCGGAUGAACCUCCAAAAGUGCUCAAUAUGAUUGAAGGAAAUGGGCCAGGUCAACUAUUGCCUCCACUUCGGACGACUUGCCCACCAAUUUCUGCCCAUAGUAUGGCUCCAAAUGACAUAGUAAACUCAUCACCUGGCAUUUUGGUUGGAUCUUCAGAAGUUACCAGAUCUAACACAUUGCUCCUGGCUAAUCCAUGCCAAACACCGGAAUUUGGAGCUACCAGGUCAGAUGAUAAUGGUGCUCACAAACAUGAAAGAAAGGGAAGGAAGCGUUCUCUAGUGGAUUUUAUUAAUUUACUUCCAUCAUUUCAAGGAUCAGAAGCAAGUUCUCUGCAGCAUAAAAGGCAGAAAAUAUCAAGAUUAGCUAACUCUCAUGCUGCAUCUUCCCCACCCCUUCCAUCCCUAUUGGCAUGUCGAACAGGUGGACAUACAUUUGGAGAUCUUCUUGGUGAAGCAAAUCAUGGCAUUAGUCCAUCAAAUUUGUAUGUUUCCGUCCUCCUACACAUUGUCAGGCACUGCUCACUAUGUAUUAAGCAUGCUCAGCUAACUAGCCAAAUGGAUGCACUAAACAUUUCUUAUGUUGAAGAAGUAGGUCUGCGAAUUCCAUCCUUAAACUUAUGGCUGAAGUUGCCAUUUGCCAGGGAUGAUUCUUGGCAGCGCAUAUGCUUGCGCCUUGGUAAACCUGGAACUAUGUGCUGGGAUGUAAAAAUCAAUGAUCCUUAUUUCAGAGAAUUAUGGAAUCUUAAUAAAGGAAGUACCACUACAUCGUGGGGCUCUGGGGUACGUAUUGCCAAUACAUCUGAGGUUGAUUCACAUAUUCAUUAUGACCCAGAAGGGGUUGUCUUGAGUUAUAAGAGUGUUGAAGAUGAUAGUGUUCAAAGGCUUGUAUCAGAUUUACGUAGGCUUUCAAAUGCACGAUUGUUUGCUCGUGGGAUGCGAAAACUAAUUGGUUUGGGCACUGGUGAUAGGAUUGACGAUAACACAAACUCUGACUCUAAGGCACAAGCCAAAGGUACUGGCGAGAUAGUAGACAAGUUAUCUGAACAAAUGAGAAAAGCCUUUAAAAUUGAAGCAGUUGGUCUGAUGAGUUUGUGGUUUAGCUAUGGCUCAAUGCCUGUGAUCGUUCAUUUUGUUGUUGAAUGGGAAGCUGAUAAGGAAGGUUGUACAAUGCAUGUUUCUCCUGAUCAACUUUGGCCACAUACAAAGUUCCUGGAAGAUUUCAUUAAUGGAGGUGAAGUUGCAUCUUUCUUGGAUUGCAUCAGACUUACUGCUGGACCUUUACUUGCUCUUUGUGGUGCAAUACGUCCUGCACGAAUUCCUGUUCCUGUUUCUGUUGGCCACUCCCUUGUACAAAAGCAGAACAGUUUCAUGUCAUCUCACGGAUUAAUGGCAAAUCCUUCUUCAACUGCAAUCCAACUUCCAUCUAGUUCACCCACAACUACUACACUUAUGACCCAACUUGGCAGUCACAGUCUUCAAAAUGCUGCAGUUUUAUCUGCUGCUGGAAGAGGUGGGCCAGGACUUGUUCCUAGCUCAUUAUUGCCUUUUGAUGUCUCAGUUGUUUUGAGGGGUCCAUACUGGAUUCGCAUAAUAUAUCGGAAAAAGUUUGCUGUGGAUAUGCGCUGCUUUGCUGGAGAUCAGGUCUGGCUGCAGCCAGCGACACCUCCUAAAGGGGGACCUGCUGCUGGUGGAUCUUUGCCAUGUCCACAGUUUCGACCGUUCAUCAUGGAACAUGUUGCUCAAGGAUUGAAUGCUCUGGAGCCCAAUUUUUCUGCUGCAUCGCAUGCUGGUGGCCAUCUUGGUUCAAGCAACGCCAAUGUCAGUUCAGUCUCUCAACCACUGGCAUCUAAUGCUAACCGUAUUAGUGUUGCAUCUAGUGCUGGAAUAUCAAGACCAAGUUCUGUUAUUGCAAAUCAGGUAGGUGGCAACAUAAAUCGAAUUGGCAGCGCCAUGCUAGCCUCAUCAGGUUUGUCUCCUGGGAUCUCUGGAGUACCUUUACGUAUAUCUCCAGGUACCGGUUUCCCAGUUCAUGUGAAAGGAGAGCUUAACGCAGCUUUUAUUGGGCUUGGAGAUGAUGGAGGCUAUGGUGGUGGUUGGGUUCCCCUUGCGGCCCUCAAGAAGGUGCUGCGUGGCAUUCUCAAAUAUCUUGGUGUGUUGUGGUUGUUUGCGCAGUUGCCUGAUCUCUUGAAAGAAAUUCUAGGUUCAAUCUUAAGGGAUAAUGAGGGGGCACUUUUGAAUUUGGAUCAAGAGCAACCUGCCUUGCGGUUUUUUGUUGGAGGCUAUGUAUUUGCUGUGAGCGUGCACAGAGUUCAACUUCUUCUGCAAGUUUUGAGUGUGAAACGAUUUCAUCACCAGCAACAACAGCAGCAGCAGCAGCAAAAUCAAAAUACUUCUCAGGAAGAACUAGCCCCAGGAGAAAUUAAUGAGAUAUGUGACUACUUCAGCAGGCGUGUUGCAUCUGAGCCCUACGAUGCAUCUAGGGUUGCUUCCUUCAUCACACUUCUUACCCUACCUGUUUCAGUCCUCCGAGAAUUCCUAAAACUGAUUUCUUGGAAGAAAGGACUGUCACAAGCACAUGGUGGAGACGUAGCAAGUGCUCAAAGGUCUCGCAUAGAGAUAUGCUUGGAGAAUCAUUCGGGCUCUGUUUUAGAUGAAAACUCAGAGGCCACGUCUUGUUCAAAGAGUAAUAUACAUCAUGAUCGAGCCCAUAAUCUAGUAGAUUUUGCUCUUACCUUUGUCCUUGACCCAGCUCAUAUCCCUCACAUGAAUGCUGCUGGCGGAGCUGCUUGGCUACCAUACUGCGUGUCCGUGAGGCUAAGAUAUUCAUUCGGUGAUAAUGCCCAUGUUUCUUUUCUUGGAAUGCAAGGAAGCCACGGUGGAAGAGCAUGCUGGUCGCGACAGGAGGAUUGGGAGAAAUGCAAGCAGAGGAUGGCGAGAGCAGCAGAAUUUGCCAAUGGGAAUUCUGCAGCUGAUGUCAGUCAGGGGAGGCUGAGAUUGGUUGCUGACACAUUGCAGAGGACAUUGCAAAUGUUACUGCAGCAGCUGAGAGAUGGCGCUGUUCCGUUGAGCUCCAGUGGAACCUAGAGCACCCGUCUCGAAAAUUCAUCGAUGCAUGCAUUAGACUUGUGCAGGAUGGACUGAUCGAAUAGCUAGCACCUCAUUUGACCCCCACCGUUCCACUGUUCUCUGGAGGCAUCGAAGAUGGUUCCUUUUCUCCGGACCACGAACCUAAGUAUCUGACACUGGUGUAGAAAUUUGUGGUGAGUUAGUUGCUUCCCAAGUUUGUAUGCACAUGCUAUGUAAAAAAUCAAUGCAUGUAUAAAUCGUUUGACGGAGAAAGGUACUAAACGAUCCUACCAAUUCCAGUUUCAUGCUCGACCGGGCAUCUGGCACGAGCACACAGAGGGAGAGAGAGAGGGGAGUCUUGUAUAGUUGUCACCGGGGUUGUAGCAGUAUAACUUGUUCAAGUUUACUAAACAUUUUUAAACUCAUUGUUAAUUGGGGAAUUCAUCAGUAAUUUUUU
Musa acuminata subsp. malaccensis (wild Malaysian banana) is the source of this 6124-nucleotide messenger RNA. RefSeq names its product mediator of RNA polymerase II transcription subunit 14. Gene Ontology annotation, molecular function: transcription coregulator activity. Lineage: Eukaryota; Viridiplantae; Streptophyta; Magnoliopsida; Zingiberales; Musaceae. Gene Ontology annotation, biological process: regulation of transcription by RNA polymerase II. The record is from RefSeq and is a predicted model, not a curated record. Gene Ontology annotation, cellular component: mediator complex; core mediator complex.